Morone saxatilis (striped sea-bass) is the source of this 904-nucleotide messenger RNA. It is a transcript of the gene hsd17b1, whose product is annotated as hydroxysteroid (17-beta) dehydrogenase 1. The coding region runs from base 1 to 873 and encodes 290 amino acids. Gene Ontology annotation, molecular function: estradiol 17-beta-dehydrogenase [NAD(P)+] activity. NCBI's taxonomy places the organism in Eukaryota, Metazoa, Chordata, Actinopteri, Moronidae. The record is from RefSeq and is a predicted model, not a curated record. Gene Ontology annotation, biological process: estrogen biosynthetic process. Gene Ontology annotation, cellular component: cytoplasm. The transcript is spliced from 6 exons.
AUGGACAAGAAGGUGGUGCUGAUCACGGGAUGCUCCUCGGGAAUCGGUCUUAGUCUGGCUGUCCGGCUAGCCUCUGACCCCAACAAAAAAUUCAAAGUCUAUGCGACGAUGAGAAACCUGGCCAAAAAGGAGCGUCUCUUAGAGUGUGUGAAGGGCCUGCACAAGGAUACCUUGGACAUACUCCAAAUGGAUGUGACGAGCCGGCAGUCCAUUCUGGAUGCGAGGGACAGGGUUGUGGAGAAUCGAGUGGACAUUCUGGUGUGCAAUGCUGGUGUGGGUUUGAUGGGUCCACUGGAGGUCCAGUCCUUGGACUCAAUGAGGCAGAUUCUGGAGGUCAACCUCCUUGGUACCAUUCAGACCAUCCAGGCUUUCCUACCGGACAUGAAGGCUCAGGGCAAGGGCCGCGUUCUGGUCACUGGCAGCACUGGAGGGCUUCACGGUCUCCCUUUUAAUGAGGUGUACUGUGCCAGUAAAUUUGCAAUAGAGGGAGCAUGUGAGAGUUUGGCUGUCCUCCUGCAACACUUCAAUAUCCAUGUGAGUCUCAUUGAGUGUGGUCCAGUCAACACUGAUUUCCUGGUUAACCUGCAGAAGACGGAGCUCGGGGAUGAGUCUCUGCAACUGGUCGAUACCCAAACACUCAGCCUCUAUGAAAAAUACCUGCAGCACUGUGGCUCCGUUUUCCAAAACGCAGCACAGGACACUGAGGAUAUUGUAAAGGUAUUUCUGGAUGCCAUCCAGUCACCCAGCCCUGCAUUCAGAUACUUCACCAGUGAUGUCAUGCCACCUCUCACCAAACUGAAGAUCACAGAACCAGAUGGCUCACGGUACAUCAGUGCGAUGAGCAAAAUCAUUUUCUCUGCUGAGGAACAAUAAUUUCGUACAUGUCUUAUUUCCAACCAGGCCA